GCCACAGCAUUUGUAUGUUUCAUGUAGAUUUGGGCUCAGCUCUUUGUUUGACUGCAUGUUCGCUGUUAGAGAGACAGUUGGUGAAAUCAACUUCAUUUUUUAAGCACGUUUCUGCGGUGUGUGUGCUCUGCUGGCCGUGUGUGUGUGCGUAUGUGGGCACUUUGCGUUUUUGCGCAUGGGUUAGUGUCAGUAAGAAACCAUACAGCUCAGUCAGCUCUGUCCAGAUUCAGAUCCCUGCUUGACCUGAUUUACAUCCCUCUUCAGAAGCAGUGACAACGUGGGUGCCACGUGCCACUUUGAUAACAGUGGAUUCAAAGAAUCACAGAAGAGAACCUGAUGGGCAGCUAUGCUGAUAGCAAAACUGUUUAUUUUGUAUUAUUAAGAUCCAAUGAGAUCGUUAUCAUAAUUAUUUAAAAAAAAGUAUCUCUUAUCGUGGUUUAUAAUGAUGUUAAAAUUGCUUUUGCAGAAAUAACUUGAUACUUCUGCAUCUGGGGAAAACUUCAACAAUUAAAAUGCAGCAAAUGCCAGUUUUACAGUCCUCUGUGGCUCCAGUGGAAGGGAGGUUAAACCGCAGUCUUGUGCCCAGCCUGCCUGCAAUCAGGCCAGACAGGCUGAAAACAGCCAAGGCGCUUGUGGACAAAGCAGUCAAGUUGAGGAGAGUGUUUUCAGUGCAGGGGCCCUAUCCUGUUAUCCGCACUGCCUUAUGGGCCAGAGGGUGGGUGGAACGAUGUUUGCCCCAUCCAGUUCAGAGGCCACCUCAUUACCAUGGUGAUGAGGACGACGAUGGUGAUGAUGGUGAUGUCUGCGCUGAUGUUACUGAGAGAGGGGAUGAAGGCGAGAAAGAGGAGAACUUUGAUGACAUGUAUGAGCUCAUGUCACGCCUGGUUCGGAAUGAAACCCCGUAUUUCCACUGGACAACGCGCCGAGAUUACAUCGACUGUCGCGGCUUACGCAGCGACCAAGUGACCAAUCACUAUGCAAACGUGGGAACUUUCACCACCAAGGUGGGGCUCUGUGUGAACCUGCGUAACCUUCAGUGGUUUGAUGCUGCAGAUCCGGACACCUUCUUUCCCAGAUGCUACAGACUCGGAGCUGAAGACGAAAAGCAUGCAUUCAUAGAGGACUUCAGGAGGACAGCUUGCACCAGCCUGCUGCAGCAUGUGGUGGAAACAUGGAGCAGACAGGGAGCAGAGGUUGGGGAACAAAAAGCUAAAACCAGCACCGUCGAAGAGUUAGAUCCAGAGAUGAUUGACACAGCGUUGCACGUGUGUGAAGAGUUUCUCAGUGUUUUAGAGCAUGGUGACAUUGACGUAACCGCGGAAACGGCCCCAACAGUGGAGGGACAACAGUGGACAGAGUUUCUGCAGAACUACUACAUGGUUGUUCAUGAAGGUGCCGUGAUCAGUGGUAGCGGUGUGUUUGUGGGGCGUUGCCAGGCGAUGUUGAACAGACUGCAGGAGUGCUGUCCUCAGCUGGACACAGACGGACUGAGUAACAUCUGGAUUAUCAAACCGGGUGCCAAGUCAAGAGGACGCGGUAUUAUGUGUAUGAACCGCCUGGAGGACAUUUUGGCACUGAUAGACACAGACAGAGCCAUGACGAAGGAGAGUAAGUGGGUGGUUCAGAAAUACCUGGAACGUCCUCUGCUGGUCCACGGCACCAAGUUUGACCUCCGUCAGUGGUUCCUCGUAACGGACUGGAACCCUCUGACUGUGUGGUUCUACAAAGAGUGCUACCUGCGCUUCUCCACUCAGCCCUACUCCACAAAGAAUCUUGACAGCUCAGUUCACCUGUGCAACAACUCUAUCCAGAAGCACUUCCAGCCGUCUCGUGAUCGCCAUCCGGCCGUGCCUCUGGACAACAUGUGGUCCUGCUCUCAGUUCAAGGCUUUUCUGCAGCAGCAGGGCCGUGGGGCAAAGUGGGAGACGGUGGUGGUCCCAGGCAUGCAGCAAGCAGUGGUUCAUGCCCUGCAGACAGCCCAGGACCUGGUCGAGCACCGCAAGGCCAGCUUUGAGCUCUAUGGAGCUGACUUUAUGUUGGGCAGAGAUCUGAGGCCCUGGCUCCUGGAGAUCAAUGCCAGUCCGACGAUGGCCUGCUCCACGGCUGUGACCGCCCGCCUCUGCCCUGCUGUGCAGCUGGACACACUGAGGGUUGUGCUGGACUGGCGGGCGGAUUCUAGUGCUUACACAGGAGGAUUCCAUAUAAUCUACAAACAGACUGCAGUUGAAGUUCCUCACUAUGUGGGCAUGAACCUUCUGGUGGAAGGAGCUUCUGUGAGGCGAUCCAGACCUCUCCUUCGUGCAUUUCCUGCUAUCCAGUUUUCCUCAGACCGGACGUCUCCAAUAGAGGUGAAAACAAGACAUAAAUCAUCACAUCAGAAGACCCAUGCAGUUGCUGUUUCUAACCAUGCAGGCAAAGAGAACCAAACUGCUGAAGACACAAAAGGGCAGCUGACAUCAACAUCUCCAAAGAAAAUGCAGAGAAAAGAGCAACGGUUGCGUCUCAGUGCGAACAGAGCCACUCUCGUCCCACGCAGUCUUUCUUUUUCCCUCAGUUCCCCUCACAGCAUGCUGCACUGUAAAUCUCAGGCCGGCCGAGGACAGGCAUCCCAUAUUACUAGGUUCUUUCUUCCCCAGACGAUUUCUGAGGCCCAGCACAAGACUUCCACCCAGGUGUUUCCUUCACUCCAGGGUCCCCUCCCUACGCUGGAGAUCUUGAGCUUGAAGCCUGUGACUGGAAAUAGUUCCUGUCGUAACCUGACUCUGUCCUCUCGCCGCAGCUUCCACAGGCAUCACUCGUUCCUCUGUUCUAACAGGCAAAACAUGGCAAAACAUAAAGAGGACUAUAGUGGGGAACAUACUGUGUGUUCAGAGGACAGAAAGCAAACAGUGGGACGCUGAGGAGGUUUUGACAAACAUUCUUUUAUAUUUUUUGAUGACCUGGAUUGUAAUUAUGAAGGAGUUAACAUUAAAGCUGAAGUGAUUAUUUAAUUAUUAAGUUUUGUUUAAAGAAUAUAUUACUGAAGUAUA
This is a messenger RNA of Solea solea (common sole), 3029 nucleotides long. RefSeq names its product tubulin tyrosine ligase-like family, member 3 (gene ttll3). Gene Ontology annotation, biological process: cilium assembly; protein polyglycylation; cilium movement. The transcript is spliced from 12 exons. The coding region runs from base 513 to 2900 and encodes 795 amino acids. Gene Ontology annotation, cellular component: cilium. The record is from RefSeq and is a predicted model, not a curated record. Lineage: Eukaryota; Metazoa; Chordata; Actinopteri; Pleuronectiformes; Soleidae. Gene Ontology annotation, molecular function: protein-glycine ligase activity, initiating.